AUGGCCAGGAAGCAGAAUCCAGGAUACAAGCCUCCGCGGGCAGCCAAUCCCGGCAGAGGACCGCAGCACUGCCGGCUGCGCAAGGCAGUGACGGCCUGUGGAGCCCCAGAGGCCGCUUUCCGGUCUUUCGCGCUCAGCUUGAACCGAGCCCCGAGGCCUCGGCGCAUUGCGCAGGCUUCGCGGCUCCCGGUACCUCCCUCGCGGCGCUUUCCCCGCCAGCCUGCGCGGCUCAGAGCUGACCCAGGGCCUCGGCAGCCCCCGCAGCCGGGGUCGCCGGUCCCGAGGCGGGCGCUUCGGGGCAGCGGGGCUGCGCCCACCCCGGCCCCCGGAUGGAGACGGCGCCGCGGCGCGACGCUGGGGCUCUGGCUGGUGCCGGUGGGGCAGAAACCGUUAUGGGGCGCGACGAGCGCCCUGCUCCUGGUGGGCGCCUCCCUACUGCUGACCCUUCUGCAGAUGCUGGCGAGCUACGCGCGGAAGUGGCAGCAGAUGCGGCCCGUGCCCGCCGUCGCCCGCGCCUACCCUCUGGUGGGCCACGCGCCGCUCUGGAAGCCGGACGGGAAAGAAAUUUUUCAGCAGAUAAUUCAGUACUCUGAAGGAUACCAAUACAUGUCACUGCUGAAACUCUGGAUUGGGCCAGUACCAAUGGUCAUGGUUUACAGCGCAGGGAGUAUAGAGGUAAUUUUAACUAGUUCAGAGCAAAUUGACAAGUCAUCUAUGUAGAAGUUCCUAGAACCAUGGCUUGGCCAAGGACUUCUUACUAGUACUGAAAACAAAUGGUGCACCAGGAGGAAAAUGUUAACACCCACCUUCCAUUUUACAGUUCUGGAAGAUUUCUUAGAUGUUAUGAAUGAACAAGCAAAUAUAUUGGUUAAUAAGCUUGAAAAACAUGUUAAGCGAGAAGCAUCUAAGUGCUUUUACAUCACCCUCCGUGCCUUGGAUACCGUCUGUGAAACAGCUGUGGGGAAGAAUAUGGGUGCUCAGAAUAAUGGUGAUUCCGACUAUGUCCGUGCAGUUUACAGGAUGAGUGACAUGAUACUUCGAAGAAUGAAGACGCCCUGGCUCUGGCUUGACCUCUGGUACCCUAUGUUUAAAGAAGGAAAGGGAACACAAAGGAGCCUUACGAUCCUGCGUACUUCUACCAACAAUGUCAUCACUGAACGGACCAGUCAAGCGAAGACCGAUCAAGAAUGCAGAGAUGAUUAUGAGAGGGGCUCUCACCCCACCAAACGGAAAUGCAGGGGUGUUCUUGACUUGCUUUUGAAGGCAGCUGAUGACCACGGGAACAAGCUAAGUCGUGAAGACAUUCGAGAAGAAGCUGACACCUUCAUGUUUGAGGGCCACGAUACAACAGCAGCUGCGAUAAGCUGAUCCUUGGGGUCCUAUCCAGAAGCCCGGAAGAAGGUGGACACUGAACUGGACGAAGUGUUGGGUGCGUGUGGCUCCUUCACUAGUUACACUGUGGUCCCAAGUCUACCAAGUGCACGUUGCUCCUGCUCAUUAAGGACGUGCAGUGGGACCUGCUCUAGAGACACCGAAACAAGCAGUGAGGCUCCCACAGCAGCUGCUUUCAGUCCCAGUCUCCUUUGCAGGACACCGUCCCCGUCUUUGUCUGAUCCAAUGCCUGCAUCCAGACACUUACUCAUCUCCUGA
Messenger RNA from Trichechus manatus latirostris (Florida manatee), 1650 nucleotides. Its product is annotated as cytochrome P450 4V2. The record is from RefSeq and is a predicted model, not a curated record. Lineage: Eukaryota; Metazoa; Chordata; Mammalia; Sirenia; Trichechidae. Gene Ontology annotation, molecular function: heme binding; oxidoreductase activity, acting on paired donors, with incorporation or reduction of molecular oxygen; iron ion binding.